GAGGACUACGGCUCCCAGCAGGCUUUGCUGGCUCCUCUCCCCUCGAGCCCGAGCUUUGCGAGGGGUUGAUGUAAUGCGGUGAAGUCACAAAGGCUCUGGGGGCGGCGAAGUGUGGUGGGGCUCGCAAGAGGCUGCCGGAGCUGAAGGGGCAAAGGAGCGGCCGCUUUGUCUGGUUGCUGCCCGCAGGGAGCCCCGCAGUCCCCGCGCGGGCUGCGAGCCCCAGCCCGGCGCUCUGCACAAGCGGUUCGGCCGCGGCCGAUUGCUGUUUUUGCAGGAGAAGCGGGACAACGCAGGAUCGCUGCUUUCCCGAAGCCCCCGCCCCAUGACCUGCUGAGGGUGGGCCGGGCGUUUGCGGUCCCUGCCUCGCUGACGGCUGGAUGCAUUAGGCACGCGGGUUGCAGCUCGCCCUUCAGCAUCCCUCCCACCGCUCCGAGAUGGCCGACCCCGCCGAAUGCAGCAUCAAAGUCAUGUGCCGGUUCCGGCCCCUCAACGAGGCGGAGAUCCUCCGGGGGGACAAAUUCAUCCCCAAGUUCAAAGGCGAGGAGACGGUGGUGAUCGGGCAGGCAAAACCGUAUGUCUUUGAUAGAGUGUUACCACCAAACACGACCCAGGAACAAGUUUAUAAUGCCUGUGCCAAGCAGAUUGUUAAAGAUGUUCUUGAAGGCUACAAUGGAACAAUUUUUGCUUAUGGACAGACAUCUUCAGGAAAAACACAUACUAUGGAGGGGAAGCUGCACGACCAUCAGCUAAUGGGAAUAAUUCCAAGAAUUGCACAUGACAUCUUUGAUCACAUCUAUUCCAUGGAUGAAAACCUGGAGUUUCACAUAAAGGUUUCUUACUUUGAAAUUUACAUGGACAAAAUAAGGGACUUACUUGAUGUGUCAAAGACGAACCUUGCAGUACAUGAAGAUAAAAACAGAGUUCCAUAUGUAAAGGGCUGCACAGAGAGGUUUGUCUCUAGUCCUGAAGAAGUUAUGGAUGUCAUUGAUGAAGGGAAAGCAAACCGCCAUGUAGCUGUUACAAAUAUGAAUGAACACAGUUCUAGAAGCCACAGUAUCUUCCUGAUUAAUAUUAAACAAGAGAAUAUAGAAACUGAAAAGAAACUCAGUGGAAAGCUUUAUCUGGUGGACUUGGCUGGAAGUGAGAAGGUCAGCAAAACUGGAGCAGAGGGCUCUGUUCUUGAUGAAGCUAAAAAUAUCAAUAAGUCUUUGUCUGCUCUGGGCAACGUGAUCUCAGCCUUGGCAGAGGGAACUAAAACCCGAGACAGCAAAAUGACCCGAAUUCUUCAAGACUCCCUAGGUGGGAACUGCAGAACUACCAUUGUUAUCUGCUGUUCUCCCUCCAUUUUCAAUGAAGCAGAAACCAAGUCUACCCUAAUGUUUGGACAAAGAGCCAAGACUAUUAAGAACACAGUUUCUGUGAAUCUAGAGCUGACUGCAGAAGAGUGGAAGAAAAAAUAUGAAAAGGAAAAAGACAAAAACAAGAGUUUGAAGAAUGUUAUCCAGCAUCUGGAGAUGGAACUGAAUAGGUGGAGAAAUGGAGAAGCAGUGCCAGAGGAUGAGCAGAUCAGUGCUAAGGAGCAGAAAAAUCUGGAGCCAUGUGACAACACACCCAUCAUUGACAACAUUGCACCUGUUGUUGCCAGCAUCUCAACUGAGGAGAAGCAGAAAUACGAUGAAGAGAUUACCAGUCUCUACAGACAGCUGGAUGAUAAGGAUGAUGAAAUCAACCAGCAGAGCCAGUUGGCUGAGAAACUAAAACAACAAAUGUUGGAUCAAGAUGAGCUUUUGGCUUCCACUAGAAGAGAUUAUGAGAAGAUCCAGGAGGAACUGACUCGUCUGCAGAUUGAAAAUGAAGCUGCAAAAGAUGAGGUGAAAGAGGUUCUUCAGGCCCUGGAGGAAUUAGCUGUCAAUUAUGACCAGAAAUCACAAGAAGUGGAGGACAAGACCCGAGCCAAUGAACAGCUGGCUGAUGAACUGUCACAGAAAACAACAACUUUAACGGCCACCCAACGAGAGCUGGGUCAGUUGCAGGAACUCAGUAAUCAUCAGAAAAAGAGAGCUACAGAGAUCCUGAACUUACUGCUUAAAGAUCUGGGAGAGAUUGGAGGAAUCAUUGGUACCAAUGAUGUUAAAACGUUAGCAGAUGUGAACGGGGUAAUCGAGGAGGAGUUCACCAUGGCACGGCUGUAUAUCAGUAAGAUGAAAUCUGAGGUGAAAUCUCUGGUGAACCGCAGCAAGCAGCUGGAGAGUGCCCAGAUAGACUCCAACAGGAAGAUGAAUGCCAGUGAGAGGGAACUUGCAGCCUGCCAGCUCCUCAUCUCACAACAUGAAGCAAAGAUUAAGUCCCUUACAGACUACAUGCAAAAUAUGGAACAGAAGAGAAGGCACCUAGAAGAGUCACAAGACUCGCUUAAUGAAGAACUGGCCAAGUUGCGUGCUCAAGAAAAAAUGCAUGAAGUCAGCUUCCAGGAUAAAGAGAAGGAGCAUCUGACCCUGCUUCAGGAUGCAGAGGAAAUGAAGAAAGCGCUGGAGCAGCAGAUGGAGAGUCACAGGGAAGCCCACCAGAAACAGCUGUCUAGGCUACGAGAUGAGAUUGAAGAGAAGCAGAAAAUCAUUGAUGAAAUCAGAGAUAUGAACCAGAAGCUGCAAUUGGAACAAGAAAAAUUGAGCUCUGAUUAUGAUAAAUUGAAAAUAGAGGAUCAGGAAAGAGAAAUGAAACUGGAAAAGCUAAUACUGCUUAAUGAUAAAAGGGAACAAGCAAGAGAAGAUCUUAAAGGGCUGGAGGAAACUGUGGCAAGAGAACUUCAGACCCUCCACAACCUACGAAAACUCUUUGUUCAAGACCUCACCACUCGAGUCAAAAAAAGUGUCGAACUGGACAGCGAUGAUGCAGGAGGAAGUGCUGCUCAGAAGCAGAAAAUUUCCUUUCUUGAGAACAACCUGGAGCAGCUUACAAAGGUUCACAAACAGUUGGUACGUGAUAAUGCAGAUCUUCGUUGUGAGCUUCCUAAGCUGGAAAAACGACUUCGAGCUACAGCAGAGAGAGUUAAGACUCUGGAGAGUGCACUGAAGGAAGCCAAGGAGAACGCCAUGCGGGACCGCAAACGCUACCAGCAGGAGGUAGAUCGCAUUAAAGAGGCUGUAAGAGCCAAGAACAUGGCAAGGAGAGCACACUCUGCUCAGAUUGCCAAGCCUAUCCGUCCUGGCCAUUACCCAGCAUCUUCUCCAACAGCUGUUCAUGCUAUCCGAGGAGGAGGAGGAAUGUCAAACUCCAGUUACUACCAGAACAUGAAAUAAACAGUGAGUCAGGCUCCACGUAGCAUGUUAAAAGACAGGCAUUAAUUCACUGAUAUUUUUUUUCUUCUUCAACCUGCUCUGCGUCCUGUUCAUCAUGUACUUUCUACAGCCAUCUGCAGUGCACUCUUUUCAAAUAAUUUGAGCUUCAUAGAAUCUCCAUGUGUACAGAAGUGUGUUCAGCUCAGCUCUUCUUUGGAAACAUACAAUAUCUGUAACAUAUCCAUCUAAGUAACAAUAGAAGGUCUGCCAUUAAAAAUAUUUCCAUUGACUUCAUAUUACCCCUUGGCGCUGAUUAAGUUGGGGCUUCUCUGCUGGCAUUGAUGCUGUUUGAAAUACUCUGUGGCAUCAGUAAAUCCUGACUUCUGGCAUCAAAGAGUUAAUCAUUCAUCAACCAAGUGCCAUCAAAGGCAGUUGAUUGUGUUCUGUCAUGACUGAUUUACUGUAUAAUAUACAUAUUUUUAGGGGAUGAAAAUGUGCUGCUAUAUUAUUAAAAUAAUUUAAACACAUUUUCUGAAGUAAAUGUCCCCAAAGAAGCAUUUUUAAUAUCCUGGUAAAAUCUUUGGACCUGUAUAAAAAUAUUCUUUACUAUCAUACCUAUUAAUGAUCAUACGAUGGAAUGGAGAGAAAUCUGUUAGUAUAGCAUUACAUUUUGAAGUUCAGUGGUCACAAAACUAUCUCAACAUCUGAUCUGCUUGUAAUUCUGCCUAUGAUGAGAUGAAUAUUCCCUGAAUUUGAUAGCCAUGAGUUUAUAAGCAUUGUUCAUCAUGAAAUUCUGAAAGUUUUCAAAAUGCUGCAGAAAUCUUGUUUGGGAAAAAAAGUGAGAUGCUUCCCGCUCCCAUCAUGUUUCUGGCAAGCCCUGAUAUGCUCAUACUGGAAUUCAGAAAUGGGAGCUAAUAGUCUCUUGGGUACCUAGAGAAAAUUCUAUUGAGUGCUCCUAAGAGAGCAUGGGGGUACAUACUUCAAUUGUGCUGUGCAAAAAGAAUUUAUGAAGAUGGCACAUGUUAAUACAGCAUUGUGCAAGGGCAAAGAAUGUAAAUAAUACAUUUGUACUGAAACUUGAUAAUAUGCAAGUCUGCCUCUGGAUAGCUUUAGCUCAUUCAACCAAUAAUGAGACUACUUGCCUUUUUUGGAUUCUCUUUUAGUGCCAGAUACGAAGUUUCCAUCUUCACAGCAGGGAGGACUGGAAUCACCAUGGAAAAGCUAGGUUAGCAGGCCAAAGUCAAAGCUGUUACAUUGGAUACCUACUGCUUUUGUUUUACAUGUGCAUAUCAAACUAUGUCUUAAAGCUGUAUAUAUUUCAAGAGGACUAAAGCAAAAGUAUACUCCUUUAGUCUUGGUUGCUGCUGUUUGUUUUUUUUAACGUUAGGGUUAGUUUUGGGGUUCUGAAUGUGUUGUGUGUGUUGGUAGACAUAUAUUUAAAAAUAUUUAACCUGCUAUAGAGAAUAUCUAAAGAUUCUGAAUUGACUUCAGACAUUUUUUUCCUACAGAAAUUAUUUAGAAAGCUUUCAAUUAUAGCACAGUAAGUUGGAUUUAAUUUAUUUUUUGUAAAUGUUGCACUAUUCUGGGGAGCAUUUUGUUAAAAGUAUUUAAAGACUGCAAAUUUGCAUUUAAUUUAUUUGUAUUUUCCUAGGUUUCAUUUCUUUUAUUUUUCUUUAAAUAUGUGCACAGGCACCAUCAGGAAAAUGAACUGUGAACUUGUCAUAUGCGAUUUCCAGUAAUGGGACUAUUUCAAAGUUACCCUGUUCUAUCUUGAUAGCUGUGUAUAGCUAAAAUUUGUAUAUUUAACAAAGUAUCAACACUUUUUUCGUCUUUUGUUUCUAAAACCAUUAUCUGAGUGGGAUGCCAACUAUGAAUUAUUAUCAAACAUUCUGUAUUUUUUCUUCAUACACUGAAGUCAUAUAACCGGACUACUGUAGAAUAUGUUUUUCCUGUGUCAUUGAUUUGAAAUCUGUCACACAGCUAUAUUUAAAAAUUGCUUCUAGCUUAAAACAAAGCCCAGGUUCCACAUUAGAACAAAAAGCAAAAUCAUCCUAUUAUGCAUAACAGUUUAGAUAGAUAGUUAUCUUCAGUUUCAUUGAUAAGUUAGCUCUGAUGUCUCUUAGAUAAUCAUGCUAGUGCUGAUCAGCCAGUCAGUCCAUCUAGCUUGAUCACUAAAGCACCUCAGAGUUAACUUUUAGAUAACUUUGUCACUGAAAUGCUGAAGAGUAUAUUAUACUGUAAUCCUCAAAGUGGAGGACUGAAAAUUUAUAUAAUUUGAACUCAUGAAUGUGUUGCUAUAAUUUAUGCUGCUGCUAGUACUUCCAUUCUUAAGACUAUUUUAGGUAAGGGUUUAAUUUCAUUCAACAUUUUUGUACUACUUUUUACAGUAUCUUAUAUAUUUUAUACACAAAUGGAAACCACACCUCUGCUACUACAGUUCAAAAGUCUGUAUUUUGCUAUUUCAUUAAUGCUGUUGUGCUUCCUUGGUAUUGGCCGCCCCAAGCACCUGCUUCUUUAGCUGGUGCCUGGAGCCAGCCCUGCUUUUUCUUUCCUUUUUGAAUGUCAUGUUUCAUAUUUAUUCUAAAUGUUUGCUUGCAAGGAAACUGAUUUAAAUAAUUUAGAUUAAAUUUCAUAUGUAAAACUGUACACAGAACAAGUUUUACUAAGAUAAUGGAGAUGCUUUCAUGGAUUGACUUGCAAUAUGAAACUAAAGUGCACAUUUUUCAUUUUGCUACUAAUUAACAGCAUGUUCUGCUCAGUUGUUUUUUUACUAAUGAGUUCUAUUAUCUUGUGUUUUAUCCUCAAAUUCAUCUUUUAUUUAUUGAAAUGUGUUUUUGGUUUUGCUGAAAGUAAGGAUCCUGGCUGAUAUGUGCAACCAAGUGUGUAUGUCACCAAACAAGGGUGAGAAUAGAUUAUCCUGAAUGUAUUGGAAACUUUUAAAAAUAGAUUCUUAACUAUGUUAAUGUCUGUCUACAACAGACUUCUGAGUGACUUUUUUAAACUUAAAUUUAUGAAGAACCAGGAUUAACAUACCUUGCAGUUCUCAGGUAAAUUUGUAACUGUAGAAUAUGUGAAAUAGUGCAAUCCUGAUCAAUUCACUAAAUAUGAACAAAUCUCUAACUAAACCAAAUCAGUCUUUGGAUUCCAUAUAUCUGAAAGGAAUAAGUAUUGAGGAUUGUGGCUUCAUACAAUAGCGUGAAUGUAAUUUUCCUUGGGGGGACAGCAAGGAUGGGACAAUAACUUUUUAUAAUAUAAAGUAGAUACCCAUGACAAGAAAGGGAAUCAUUAAAUCAUACUAGCAGGAUAAUCUUAAUUGACCUUUGCUAUGAUAUUUUUGCUUUAAGGACUUUGUGUGUUUUUCAGUUCAUAAAUAUCUGCUAAACAAACACAGAAACAACACUUCAGAGUCUGUCUUAAACAACUUUGUCCGUCAAUUUGAAAUACUUGUCAUUUCAGGAGGACUAUGGGGACUGAGGCGUUCUGUAGAAUUAUACGUGUCUAGUUUGUAAAGUGUGUAAUGUGUACUGCAGAUGUGUAUUUUCUGGGCUCUGUGUAUCUGUACAGUAGCGUUCAUUUUAGGAAAAAUUAAACUGUGGACACAUUUUGGUGGUAACAAGGGGAAUAAAUUGCUACUACAGCAAAUGAUGCUGUAAUGUAUUAAACUCUUAACAGCAGAUCUGAACCCCUCUCCCCUUUCCAUGGGUAAAUCUUUUAAUCUUGGUUCUAAAAUACUAUCUAUUAAAGAUGUAUGGACACUAGCAGACUGCAUGAUGUAUCAUUUAAAAACUGUUGAAGUGGAAAAAAACUUGAAUUAAACUUU
Molecule: messenger RNA, 7098 nt
Organism: Gopherus evgoodei (Goodes thornscrub tortoise)
Lineage: Eukaryota; Metazoa; Chordata; Testudines; Testudinidae
Gene: KIF5C
Product: kinesin family member 5C
Biological process (GO): microtubule-based movement
Molecular function (GO): microtubule motor activity; microtubule binding; ATP binding
Source: RefSeq, a predicted model, not a curated record